CUCCUUUACUCAUCAUAACCAUAACUCCUAAUUUUCUUUAUUAACCAAACACCAAAAAGUAACUUUUUAUUACCUAUUUAUUUCGAAGCUCUUGUUUUUCUUGUCGUCGGUGCAACAUAAAAUGAGGAGGGUUGGUUGGUCUACUAUUUUGAUCAUGGUGGUGGUGGCGUUGUUGGUGGUAGAACAUGUGGUUGUUCCAGCCGCCGCGGGGAGAGUUCUAACGGAGAAGUUGGGAGACGGAAGAGCUACUAUGAUGAGGGUGGAGAAGAUGACGUCGACGGUGGAUUUUUGGUUUCAGCGAUUGGCUUCAGGUCCGAGUCCAAGAGGUCGCGGUCAUUAAAUUAUGCAAGCUCUCUUUAUUCCGACUGAAGGCGAUUAAUUUUUGUUUGAUAUACAUACCAAAACAAACGGUCAAUAACUGUAUUCCAUUCAUUUUUUUCUUUAUUUGUUUGUUUUCUAUUGAGCAAAUCAAUACACAUGUAUACAGAGCUUUAAUUUGAAUAAGAUUUCACACUCUGCUUUUAC
Molecule: messenger RNA, 525 nt
Organism: Raphanus sativus (radish)
Lineage: Eukaryota; Viridiplantae; Streptophyta; Magnoliopsida; Brassicales; Brassicaceae
Product: PAMP-induced secreted peptide 1-like
Exons: 1
Coding region: 122-340 (72 amino acids)
Biological process (GO): defense response
Source: RefSeq, a predicted model, not a curated record